AUGGCAUCCACUAAGCCUGUUGCAAGGCUGGUCGCCUACCGCCGGCCAUCGCCUUACCUUUUGACUUCUUCCCUUCGGCCAGUGGGCUCGACCGCAAACUUCUCGUCCUCGGUGUCCCGGGCAGCUACGCCUUACGGUCCCCCUCAACCUGGCUUCCGAUUGCCCACCCCUAAGCGAUGGGAUCAAAGUGCUGAGACAUCGGUGGAUAAGGCCAGUAAAUACUUUUUGCUGGCGGAGAUGUUCCGGGGUAUGUACGUGGUGUUGGAACAGUUCUUCAGACCACCAUACACAAUCUACUAUCCCUUCGAAAAGGGUCCCAUUUCCCCUCGUUUCCGUGGUGAACACGCCCUCCGUCGGUACCCCACCGGUGAAGAGCGUUGCAUCGCCUGCAAGCUCUGCGAAGCCAUCUGCCCUGCCCAGGCCAUUACCAUUGAAGCCGAGGAGCGUGAGGAUGGAAGUCGCCGGACGACAAGAUAUGAUAUCGACAUGACCAAGUGUAUCUACUGCGGCUACUGCCAGGAGAGUUGCCCGGUUGACGCGAUUGUCGAGACCUCCAACGCUGAAUACGCCACCGAGACCCGCGAAGAACUGCUGUACAACAAGGAGAAGCUGCUGGCUAACGGUGACAAGUGGGAGCCCGAAAUUGCCGCUGCUGCCAGAGCUGAUGCUCCCUAUCGGUAA
Aspergillus chevalieri is the source of this 681-nucleotide messenger RNA. Its product is annotated as NuoI/complex I 23 kDa subunit family protein. NCBI's taxonomy places the organism in Eukaryota, Fungi, Ascomycota, Eurotiomycetes, Eurotiales, Aspergillaceae. Gene Ontology annotation, cellular component: membrane. Gene Ontology annotation, molecular function: NADH dehydrogenase activity; 4 iron, 4 sulfur cluster binding. The coding region runs from base 1 to 681 and encodes 226 amino acids. Gene Ontology annotation, biological process: mitochondrial respiratory chain complex I assembly; mitochondrial electron transport, NADH to ubiquinone. The record is from RefSeq and is a predicted model, not a curated record. The transcript is spliced from 3 exons.